AUGGCUUUAAUUGAAGAAGUGGAGGAAUUCGACCCCUACCGGCAGUCCAUGCGGCGGUUGUUGGCGUACGUCGGCCUCCAGGGCUACGGCACGCCGGAGGCCGCGAUGCCGACGAUCACCGCGGCGGAAAAAGCGCGAAUCGCGGCGCACCUUCCACAGCUCGAAGGGCAAAGCGAGGGCGAAUCCACCCCAGUUGGGACCUCGGGAGGGGCCCUGGGGGAGAAUUCGCGGGGAACCCCGGACGAGGCCGCGGAGCCGACGAUUUAUUUAAGCCCCGAGGAGACUUUGCGGUGGAAGGCCUUUCUUGCGGGGACGCCAGUGGAGGAGCGGCAAAGGGCCUCAGUGCGGCGACGGCUCUCCCUCAACCUCUGGCGUGCGCACACGCGGGGGUUGUGUUUGUGGUGUUGGUUUCCCGCGCAAGUGUGCAUGUGUGCGAGGCUGCGGGCCUAUCGCAAGGCGCUUCCUUCGCCGAUCUUAAACGGCGCCUUCGAGCUGACCCUUCUUUUUCACCCCGAGGAGGUCUUUCGCAGUACCAAUACGGGGCAUCUCGCCGCCUACCUUUUGGGCGCCCCUCUUCGCGUGUGGGGGGUUCCCGCGGACGACGCGGCGAUGGCGCGACUUCAGCCCCUUUCCGAGGGCACCGCGGCGGUGUGGAUGGGGGGGGAGGACCAAGGCCACCUUCACCACACCCCCAACCGCCUUCAUCACCUUUUGCUUUACCCGGAGGAAGGCGCCCCGGCGCUGGAUGGCUUUGUUAAAGCGCGUCUGGGCUCGGAGGCUGGGAGGGCGGCGUGUUGGACCGCCUCUUCCCCUUCCCCUUCCUCUUCUUCGGACAAAUUCCAUUUAAUCUUGCUGGAUGGGACGUGGGGGCAGGCGCUAUCGCUGAAUCGCCAUCUACCCCGCGCCCUACCGCGGGUUUCGUUGAUCAUUGGCGAGGCAUACGAGGCUUUAUUUUCGGCCUUGCGAAAGCGAACGCGGGCGAGCGGGGUAAGCACCUUUGAGGCCGUCAGCAUGGCCGUCGAUCAGCAUCUCCGGGCCCUGGGCCGGGCCGACGUCGCCCCACGCGUCCUUCACACCCUCACCAGCGCGAUGAAGGAGUUUGUCGAUACGAAGUGUCUUUUAAAGUUCGCCCAACCCCAAUUCGCCCCGGAGGGGAGCCACUUGAAGGAGACCAUCCAGCGGCGCGAUCUCGCCCUGCGCGAGGCCGCGCGGCAUCGCCAGGCGCUUCUGGAGGCGCGCGUGCGGACGGAUCCAGACGCCCGCCGGCUAUUAUUGCCGCCUGUUCUCACCUAUUGCUAUCGCUGCGAUCGCGCGGUGAAAUGGCAUCUCAUGCCGGAGCACGCGCUGGGGAAAAAGCACCAAUCGAUGCUUCUUUUGAACCCCACCUUUGCGGUAUCGGCGGCGGCGCGAAGCGGCUUUGCCCCAGACGUCUCUCCGACGCCAGGCGAACCCUACGCCGAAAAGGACCAUCCUGGGAAAGAAGAAGAGAAAUGGGAAUUAAACGGGGAAAUCAUUAAGAACGGUAGUUGUAAGUAG
Phytomonas sp. Hart1 is the source of this 1536-nucleotide messenger RNA. The record is from the annotation of a GenBank genome assembly. Lineage: Eukaryota; Euglenozoa; Kinetoplastea; Trypanosomatida; Trypanosomatidae.